AAAGGUGAUGAUCUGACACCGUCGUUCCUGCAGGUUUAAAGGACGAGGUGUGGAUGUAUUUCUGCGGGAGCCCUGGUUUCAUGUUGAUUACUUAAAAACAUUUGUACACGUUUUGUAAAUCGUUGAGUGCCAAUUUCGGUCACUCUUCUACACACAGCCGUAGUAACACUUUAAACACAUCUUAACACACAAGCAGUGGAAGUAUCAACGACGACUUGCCUCUGUGUAUGUGUCAUGUGGACAACCGCCACUUCCUGCCACACGAACAUCUGCAUCAGAGGUCGGCUUCUUGUCAGACACCCAGUAUACAUCGAGACAAUGUGCGACUUCGAUCUGUCUCAGGCUUUAAAGAGCUCACCUGAAUCAGAUGAGACAAGAUUUGAAUCCUGCUGCCGGGUGCAGGAUGGUCAGGACAGGAUCUUCACACUUGAUGAGGGACUGGACCUCAUGGUUUCCCACAACCCAAUGACCAUGCAGUGUCUAGCUACCCUGCUGGUGGCGAUAAACAGGAUGAAAAAGCCCCUAACUCGCUGUGGCAGGCAGCUCAGUGGUGAUGAGCUCUGCAGCACGAUCAUGGACAGCCUGGUGGACGAAAUUAUUGUCGAGAAGACGGAAAACUCCUCCAUGAAUCUGAAAAAAAUAUACAACCGAGCCGACAGUGUGAAGCUGUUUACUCUGUGUGACCUAAAUAAUAAAGACGUCGUCUGUGAUGCAGUAAAGUUAAAACUGAAGGCCAUCACUCUGCAAGGAGGAAACGGUGAAUACAAAGUGAAUUUUAAACUGUCGAAGUACAUCACUGCAGAUGUCUCUGCUGAAGACGGUCAGGCUGUUGUUCUGUCCAUCACCAACAACAACUUCCACAUUUCCUGCUCUAUGGAAGGCAACAAAGCUGAGUUGAAUCUGGAGGAAUGCUCUGAGGAGGGUUUAAACUGGAUCAACGACGACGGAGACAUGGACCGUUUCCUCUUCUUCAAGAGAAGCAAGGGAAAGUCUUGUUUCACUUUCGAGUCUGUCAAGUGCCGCGGCUGGUACAUCAGCACCUACGAGGGUGAAAACCAGCCUGUGGAGAUGUGUUGCAUGGACACGUGCAGACGUUACACCAACUUCAAAAUGAACUAAAAAAGUAUUGCUGGGUUUAAAGUGCCGUUUACAGUUUGAAUGUAUCCAGAAUUAUGCUGAAGAAGCUUUUUCUAUUUUAUCUUUAUUCUGCGUAAUCACUAGAUCGCCUGCGGUGACGUACUCGCUGUAGGUGGUGAGGUAGAGAUAACUAGUUAUUCACUAAAAAUUGCUUUUAACUAUUUUUAUUCACUGAGAAAAGCCUUUCUACAAAGUAAAUUCAUCUCCUUUGGUAAAGAAAGAUAAAGUUGUAACAGGAUAUUCCUCUUAACUAUUUGUUAUUGUUAAACUUAUUAUCAUUCCUGAAACUGAAUUUAUUUCUCUAUUGUCUGUUGUCACAAAUGUUUCUGUGUGUUGUUCUGUUGUGUUGUAACAGGAACAUUUGUUUAUGUAUAUGUAUUAAAAAAAACCUUUUUUUUUAAACUCA
This is a messenger RNA of Siniperca chuatsi (mandarin fish), 1543 nucleotides long. RefSeq names its product interleukin 1, beta (gene il1b). Lineage: Eukaryota; Metazoa; Chordata; Actinopteri; Centrarchiformes; Sinipercidae. Gene Ontology annotation, biological process: inflammatory response; regulation of non-canonical NF-kappaB signal transduction; cellular response to lipopolysaccharide. Gene Ontology annotation, molecular function: cytokine activity. The record is from RefSeq and is a predicted model, not a curated record. The transcript has 7 exons. Bases 235 to 1119 code for a protein of 294 amino acids.